Enhydra lutris kenyoni (northern sea otter) is the source of this 6534-nucleotide messenger RNA. RefSeq names its product 5'-3' exoribonuclease 1. NCBI's taxonomy places the organism in Eukaryota, Metazoa, Chordata, Mammalia, Carnivora, Mustelidae. Gene Ontology annotation, molecular function: RNA binding; 5'-3' RNA exonuclease activity. Gene Ontology annotation, biological process: rRNA catabolic process; nuclear-transcribed mRNA catabolic process. Bases 92 to 5326 code for a protein of 1744 amino acids. The record is from RefSeq and is a predicted model, not a curated record. Gene Ontology annotation, cellular component: nucleus. The transcript has 43 exons.
CGCGGAGCGACGGCCGGAGGCAGAGGCUUAGGCCCCGGUGGGGCGUUUGGUUUCGGUUUGGCCCUGACUGGAAUUAGCGUUGACGGUCGAAAUGGGAGUCCCCAAGUUUUACCGAUGGAUCUCGGAGCGGUAUCCCUGCCUCAGUGAAGUGGUGAAAGAGCAUCAGAUUCCUGAAUUUGACAACUUGUACCUGGAUAUGAAUGGAAUCAUACAUCAAUGUUCCCAUCCUAAUGAUGAUGAUGUUCACUUCAGAAUUUCUGAUGAUAAAAUCUUUACUGAUAUUUUUCACUACUUGGAGGUGUUGUUUCGCAUUAUUAAACCUAGGAAAGUGUUCUUUAUGGCUGUUGAUGGUGUGGCUCCUCGAGCAAAAAUGAACCAGCAGCGGGGGAGGCGUUUUAGGUCAGCAAAGGAGGCAGAAGACAAAAUUAAAAAGGCAUUAGAAAAAGGAGAAACUCUUCCUACAGAGGCCAGAUUUGAUUCCAACUGUAUUACACCAGGGACUGAAUUCAUGGCCAGGUUACAUGAACAUCUGAAGUAUUUUGUAAAUAUGAAAAUUUCUACAGAUAAGUCGUGGCAAGGAGUUACCAUCUACUUCUCAGGCCAUGAGACCCCCGGAGAAGGAGAGCAUAAAAUCAUGGAAUUUAUCAGAUCCGAGAAAGCAAAGCCAGAUCAUGAUCCCAACACCAGACAUUGUCUUUAUGGUUUAGAUGCUGACUUGAUUAUGCUUGGAUUAACAAGUCAUGAGGCACAUUUCUCUCUUUUAAGAGAAGAGGUUCGGUUUGGUGGCAAAAAGACACAAAGGGUAUGCGCACCAGAAGAAACCACAUUUCACCUCCUACACUUGUCUUUAAUGAGAGAGUAUAUUGACUAUGAGUUUUCAGUACUGAAAGACAAGAUCACUUUUAAAUAUGAUAUUGAAAGGAUAAUAGAUGAUUGGAUUUUGAUGGGAUUUCUUGUUGGGAAUGAUUUUAUCCCUCAUCUACCUCAUUUACAUAUUAAUCAUGAUGCACUGCCUCUUCUUUAUGGAACAUAUAUUACCAUCCUGCCAGAACUUGGUGGUUAUAUUAAUGAAAGUGGGCAUCUCAACUUACCUCGAUUUGAGAAAUACCUUGUGAAACUAUCAGAUUUUGAUCGGGAGCACUUCAGUGAAGUUUUUGUGGACCUAAAGUGGUUUGAAAGCAAAGUUGGUAACAAGUACCUCAAUGAAGCAGCAGGUGUUGCAGCAGAAGAAGCCAAGAACUACAAGGAAAAGAAAAAAACAAAGGGCCAGGAAAAUGCCAUUUGUUGGGCUGCUUUAGACAAAAGUGGAGAAGAAGUGGUAACUUCUAAGGAUAAUUUAGAAGAUGAGACUGAAGAUGAUGACCUAUUUGAAACUGAGUUUAGACAAUAUAAAAGAACAUAUUACAUGACGAAGAUGGGAGUUGAUGUAGUGUCUGAUGACUUUCUGGCUGAUCAAGCUGCAUGUUAUGUUCAGGCAAUACAGUGGAUUUUGCACUAUUACUAUCAUGGAGUUCAGUCCUGGAGCUGGUAUUAUCCCUACCAUUAUGCACCUUUCCUGUCUGAUAUCCGUAACAUCAGUACACUCAAAAUCCAUUUUGAACUAGGAAAACCUUUUAAGCCAUUCGAACAGCUUCUUGCUGUACUUCCAGCAGCUAGCAAAAAUUUACUUCCUACAUGCUACCAGCACUUGAUGACCAGUGAAGACUCACCAAUUAUAGAAUAUUAUCCACCUGAUUUUAAAACUGACCUAAAUGGGAAACAACAGGAAUGGGAAGCUGUGGUACUAAUACCUUUUAUUGAUGAGAAGCGAUUGUUGGAAGCCAUGGAAACAUGUAACCACUCCCUCAAAAAGGAAGAAAGGAAAAGAAACCAACAUAGUGAGUGCCUAAUGUGCUGGUAUGAUAGAGACACAGAGUUCACCUACCCCUCACCAUGGCCAGAAAAGUUCCCUGCCAUAGAACAUUGUUGCACAAGGUAUAAAAUAAUAUCAUUAGAUGCUUGGCGUGUAGACAUAAGCAAGAACAAAAUAACCAGGGUUGACCAGAAGGCGUUGUAUUUCUGUGGAUUUCCUACCCUGAAACACAUCAAACACAAAUUUUUUUUGAAGAAGAGUGGGGUUCAAGUAUUCCAGCAAAGCAGUCGUGGAGAAAACAUGAUGUUAGAAAUCUUAGUGAAUGCAGAAUCAGAUGAAUUUUGUGUAGAAAAUAUAGCUUCAUCCGUGCUUGGAAAGUCUGUCUUUGUUAAUUGGCCUCAUCUUGAAGAAGCUAGAGUUGUUGGUAUAUCAGAUGGAGAAACUAAAUUUUACUUGGAAGAACCUCCAGGAACACAGAAGCUUUAUUUGGGAAGAACUGCCCCACCAUCUAAAGUGGUCCAUCUUGGAGACAAAGAGCAAUCUAACUGGACAAAAGAAGUACAAGGAAUUUCAGAAUACUACCUAAGAAGAAAAGGAAUAAUAAUAAAUGAAACAUCCGCAGUUGUAUAUGCUCAGUUACUCACAGGUCGUAAAUAUCAAAUAAAUCAAAAUGGCGAAGUCCAUCUAGAGAAACAAUGGUCGAAACAAGUUCUUCCUUUUGUUUAUCAAACUAUUGUAAAGGACAUCCGAGCUUUUGACUCCCGUUUCUCCAAAAUCAAAACAUUGGAUGACUUGUUUCCUCCUAGAAGUACGGUCUUUAUGCUGGGAACCCCCUAUUAUGGCUGCACUGGAGAAGUUCAGGAUUCAGGGGAUGUGAUUACAGAAGGUAGGAUUCGUGUGAUUUUCAGCAUUCCAUGUGAACCCAAUCUUGAUGCUUUAAUACAGAACCAGCAUAAAUAUUCUAUAAAGUACAACCCAGGAUAUGUGUUGGCCAGUCGCCUUGGAGUGAGUGGAUACCUUGUUUCAAGGUUUACAGGAAGUAUUUUUAUUGGAAGAGGAUCUAGGAGAAACCCUCAUGGAGACCAUAAAGCAAAUGUGGGUUUGAAUCUCAAAUUCAACAAAAAAAAUGAGGAGGUACCUGGCUAUACUAAGAAAGUUGGAAGUGAGUGGAUGUAUUCAUCUGCAGCAGAACAACUUCUUGCAGAGUACUUAGAGAGGGCUCCAGAACUAUUUAGUUAUAUAGCCAAAAACAGCCAGGAGGAUGUAUUCUAUGAAGAUGACAUUUGGCCUGGAGAAAAUGAGAAUGGUGCUGAGAAAGUUCAAGAAAUUAUUACUUGGCUAAAGGGACAUCCUGUCAGUACUUUGUCUCGUUCUUCUUGUGAUUUACAAAUUCUGGAUGCAGCUAUUGUUGAGAAAAUUGAGGAAGAAGUCGAAAAGUGCAAGCAAAGAAAGAAUAAUAAGAAGGUACGAGUGACAGUGAAGCCCCAUUUGCUGUACAGACCUUUAGAACAGCAACAUGGAGUCAUUCCUGAUCGAGAUGCAGAAUUUCGUCUCUUUGACCGUGUGGUAAAUGUGAGAGAGUACUUUUCAGUUCCAGUUGGCCUUCGGGGCACCAUCAUAGGAAUUAAAGGGGCUAAUAGAGAAGCUGAUGUACUAUUUGAAGUAUUAUUUGAUGAAGAAUUUCCUGGAGGCUUAACAAUAAGGUGCUCGCCUGGUAGAGGUUAUCGACUGCCAACAAGUGCCUUGGUAAAUCUUACUCAUGGGAGUCGCUCUGAAACUGGAAAUCAGAAGUUGACAGCCAUUGUGAAACCACAACCAGCUGUGAAUCACUAUAGCUCAAAUUCAUCAAUUUCAUCUGGGCAUUUGGGAGGCCUGAACCAUUCUCCCCAAUCACUUUUUGUUCCUACUCAAGUACCUACUAAAGAUGAUGAUGAGUUUUGCAACAUUUGGCAGUCCUUACAGGGAUCUGGAAAGGUUCAACAUUUUCAGCCAACUCUACAAGAGAAGGUUACAGUUCUACCUCAAGAAAUAAGUCAAGUAACUCAACAUCAUAAAUCUGGCUUUACUGACAACAGUGUUAAAUGUCAGCAAAGAAAACAUGAGGCUCACAGGAAAUUUAAAGAAGAGUGUAAAAGUCCUAAAACUGAGACUCGGUUACAAAAAAUGUCAAAUAAACAGAUGUUUGGAGGGCCUGCCAAAUGUAAUAUUAAGCUAUUGAAGAGAAAUGAAAGUGCAGAAGUCUCAGAAAACCAAAAGGUUGUGACUGGUUACCCAAACGCUAUUGAUAAGCCAAAUCCUAGAAUUGAGAACUUUUUAGCGUCCUUGAAUAUCUCCAAAGAAAAUGAAGUACAAUCAUCUCAUCAUGAAGAGCCUCCAAGUGAAGAACUUUUGUCACCGCAGUCAUUUGCUAUGAAGGGAACUCGGAUGCUUAAAGAAAUACUAAAAAUUGAUGGCUCUGAUGCUGUGGACCAUAAAAAUGAAACGAAACAGUUUGGUAAUGAAGUCAAUGUUUCCUCUAAUAGAAGAGAUGAAUAUGGACCUUCCUCCCAGGCUAAACAAAAUAAGAAAUUAACAUCUUACAUGAAUAAGCCUCACAGUACUAGUGAAUACCAUAAUGUUCAGUCUAUGGACCAUGUGUGUUGGCCUGCUCCCAGCCAUAUCCCUCCUGUGUCCACACCAGUAACUGAACUUUCUCGAAUUUGUUCCCUUAUUGGAAUGCCACAACCAGAUUUCUCCUUUCUUAGAACGCCACAGACAAUGACAGUUUGCCAGGUAAAAUUAUCUAAUGGCUUACUGGUACAUGGGCCACAGUGCCAUUCUGAAAAUGAAGCCAAGGAAAAAGCUGCACUUUUUGCUUUACAACAAUUGGGCUCCUUAGGAGUGAAUUUCCCUUUGCCUCCACCAAUAUUUCCAAAUUAUCCUCCUGCUGUACCACCCGGAACCAUUCCUCCGGUUUUUCCUCAACCUACUGGCUGGGAUCACUAUGGAAGCAACUUAGCAUUGGGGGCAGCUAAUAUAAUGCCUUCAUCAUCUCACCUCUUUGGCUCCAUGCCAUGGGGACCACCAGUGCCAGUUCCUGGGAAACCAUUUCAUCAUCCUUCAUAUUCUGGGACCAUGCCAAUGGCUGGAGGAAUGCCAGGUGGUGUGCACAAUCAGUUCAUACCUCUACAGGUUACUAAAAAAAGGGUUGCAAAUAAAAAGAACUUGGAGAGUAAGGAGGCCCAGAGUUCUCACGCUACCCCACUUCAGACUAGCCAGCCAGGGUCUUCCAGUGUCACCAAAGUGAUUCCACAGGAGAGUUCAUCCGCUUCCUUAAAGUCCUCUCAGAAUACUCAGCCUGCGUCUUCUUUUCAAGUUGAAGCUGCCUCCCAAGGCCAUAGUAUGUCUCAUCACAAGUCAACACCAAGCUCUUCUUCAAGAAGAAAAUCAAGAAAACUGGCCGUCAAUUUCGGCGUUUCCAAACCUUCUGAAUAAAUUUGGUACCUGGAAUUAAAUUAAUUUCUUUCCUUUCCACCCACCUUUUUAGAAAUCCACAUCUGUGUCUCAUAAAAAAUUAGAAUGUGCUAUUUUAAAGUAGUACAUUUUGAUUAAAAAUUUUCCUUUCAGUUAAAAUUUUUUAAUUUGUCAGGCACUUUUCAUGCUAUAUCAAAUUGUGCAUCUUAAACAUGCACAGUUUGUUUUACAUCAAUUAUACCUCAGUAAAGCUGUAAAAAAGAAAAACUAAAUUAAACCUUGUGUUAAAAUAGUAUCAGUGGACUAAGCAUUAAAGUGUACCACUCUAACUCUUGGCCUCUCAUCAACAGAAGUAUACUGAACCAUGAAUUAGACAUCAUAGUGCAAUAAUAAAAAAUUUUUUUACACUAUUGAGGGAUAAUUAAAUGGAGCUUGAAAAUUGGGCCUCAAUCUACUGAAUGUGGAUUUUAUUUCUCUUUUUAAUGAUGUGACUGGUUUGUCAGGAGAAUGACUCUUAUUUAUAAGUAUUUUAACUUACAUUUUGUUGUCUCUGAGGGUCCUUUAGACCUGCUGUGAAAUGAUCACACGUGUUGUGGUGCUGCCAGUUUUGCUUUAUUCUACAUUUUGUACCAAAGCAACUUUAGAAUACUGAUCAGAGUAUUUCAUUUAACUGCUUAGAACUAUAAAUAGCAAUCUAGAUUUGAGCAAGUAAUUACAAUUUUUUAGAUUACUCAAGAACCAGCAUUAGAAAUUUCUAAUAAAAUUAAGUUUCAAAAUCUACAGGGUACAACGACUACAAAUUAAUCUUCUAAUAGAAUAAAAUAUAUUAAUCAUGUUGUUAGUUGAAAUUGUGUUAUUCUUUUGUAUAGCUUUUUACUUGCUUAAACAUAUAUGAGAGCUUCUUUGUUGGUCCAUGUGUCGUGUUUCUUGAGAUUGAUGAAAUUCUAAUUUUUAAAAAAAUUCUGAGGUGUGCUAUAAUACAGGCACAAUCAGUUUGUGAUGUACUUUAUUUACAUGACAAACGCCUGUCUCAUUCUGUUUCCAUAUUUUUAGCUUUAUGCUGAACUGCUCAGUGACUCUGGCAUUUUGUCCUUGCAUGUCAUGUGUGAAGUGUGUAUUGUUCAAGCUGUGGCUGUUGAAAUCAUUUUAGAAUUUAUGAAAAUUUCUCAGUGGUACCAGGACCUGAGUUUUUUUAUAUAUGUAUAUAAAUAUGUACACACACACAUAUA